AUGGCUUCUUCGAUGCUCAACGGAGCCAUUACCUGCCCCAAGGGAUUAGCCUUUCCCGGUUCCAGAUCGCUUCCUCUUCGUCCAAGCUUAGUCUCCGUGACCCGGCCCAGGAUCUCUGUGGCUACCAGAUGCAGCGUGUCCGCGUCUCGUCCAUCGGCGCAACCUAGGUUCAUACAACACAAGAAGGAGGCUUACUGGUUCUACAGGUUCUUGUCCAUCGUCUACGACCAUAUCAUCAACCCCGGCCACUGGACGGAGGAUAUGAGGGACGACGCUCUUGAGCCGGCGGAUCUCAGCCAUCCCGACAUGCGUGUGGUCGAUGUCGGCGGCGGAACUGGUUUCACUACUCUGGGCAUCGUCAAGACCGUGAAUGCUAAGAACGUGACGAUCCUGGACCAGUCGCCACAUCAGCUGGCCAAGGCAAAGCAGAAGGAGCCCUUGAAGGAAUGCAAGAUCGUCGAAGGAGAUGCUGAGGAUCUUCCUUUUCCUACUGAUUAUGCCGACAGAUACGUCUCUGCUGGAAGCAUUGAGUACUGGCCGGACCCGCAGAGGGGGAUAAGGGAAGCCUACAGAGUUCUCAAGAUCGGUGGGAAAGCUUGUCUCAUUGGCCCUGUCUACCCAACCUUCUGGCUCUCUCGCUUCUUUGCUGAUGUGUGGAUGCUCUUCCCCAAGGAGGAAGAGUACAUUGAUUGGUUCAAGAAAGCUGGUUUCAAGGACGUCCAGCUUAAGAGGAUUGGCCCCAAGUGGUACCGUGGUGUUCGCAGGCACGGCCUAAUCAUGGGAUGUUCUGUCACCGGUGUCAAACCUGCCUCUGGUGACUCUCCUCUCCAGCUUGGUCCCAAGGAAGAAGAUGUAGAAAAGCCUGUAAACAAUCCUCUCUCUUUCUUGGGAAGGUUCCUCCUGGGAACCUUAGCGGCUGCCUGGUUUGUGUUCAUCCCGAUCUACAUGUGGAUCAAGGAUCAGAUCGUUCCCAAAGGCCAACCCAUUUGA
Arabis nemorensis is the source of this 990-nucleotide messenger RNA. The record is from the annotation of a GenBank genome assembly. Lineage: Eukaryota; Viridiplantae; Streptophyta; Magnoliopsida; Brassicales; Brassicaceae.